GUCUAGGGCGUCUCCACUACCCUCAACCGCAAUCCACCAUCCCUAUUUUUUAUUUUUUCCACCUUCUCCAAAUUAUCGCAAUGUCUACCAGUUCGACCUCCAGUGAGCUUCCACCGGAAGUUAUCGCCUGUUUGAAGAAUGCUAGAUAUCUCCAUUUGGCGACCUCCAAUGGUCUCUGGCCUCAUGUUUCUCUCAUGAAUUACACCUACCUGCCAGUCAGCCCGUAUCCGCUUCCCGCCACUUCCAUAUCGUCACCAUCUCCAACACCCGGGCCCAUCAUUAUCAUGACCACCCAGCCAUCGACCAAAAAGACUCUCAAUCUAACUUCCAAUCCGCGCGUCUCGUUAUUAGUGCAUGACUGGGUGUCCCACCGUCCAUCCCUCUCAUCUGCAAACCCCUUUGCUCCCUCCGCUUCUCCUCCGCAUCAAACACAGUCUGCGUCACCACUCUCUACAUUCCUCACCAAUCUCAACUCUGCCGCUUUGAGCAGUAUCUCUGCAACUCUGAACGGGUAUGCACACCUGAUCCCCCAUGGUACCGAGGAUGAGGAGUAUUACAAACGCGUGCACUUGGAGAACAACCCCCAAAGCGAGAAUAAAUGUUAUUUGGAGGGUGAGGAGGUUAGAGUUGUGGUGGUCCGGAUUGGCUGGGCCAGAGUUGCGGACUUCAGGGGUGGCGUGACCGAUUGGACAGCGGAAGGAGAGGGGGGUAAUGACGGUGGGAUGGGGUGGGGGCCCGGUCCGGGAAAUGGAUUGGCUAAUGGGUUGAUUAAUGGCCACUGAGGAGACCAGAUUGCGUGGAUUUGGGAUGCGGAUAAAUGACCAAAUGGCGUUGCUGGAUGUGUCGGUGGGGCUCGGAUGUUUCAUGUCACUCGCCGUGCGUCUGCUUAGGGAGCUUCUCGCGGGUUCCAGGGUAACGUCUUGGCUGACACGCUCACAUUUCUUUUGCAAAAUGGUUGGGGUGGAUCUGUUUUAUUCG
This is a messenger RNA of Tuber melanosporum (Perigord truffle), 978 nucleotides long. RefSeq lists its product as uncharacterized. The transcript has 3 exons. Bases 195 to 782 code for a protein of 195 amino acids. NCBI's taxonomy places the organism in Eukaryota, Fungi, Ascomycota, Pezizomycetes, Pezizales, Tuberaceae. Gene Ontology annotation, cellular component: cytoplasm; nucleus. The record is from RefSeq and is a predicted model, not a curated record.